Molecule: messenger RNA, 126 nt
Organism: Ambispora leptoticha
Lineage: Eukaryota; Fungi; Glomeromycota; Glomeromycetes; Archaeosporales; Ambisporaceae
Source: the annotation of a GenBank genome assembly
GACGCUUUAGUGCCUUCAGAAACCGCGUGUUUCGACAGUUCCCCUGGUAGAAGAAGAGGCAGCGCGUUUGAUAUAGUAAAGAGCCAAAAUACCAAGAUCAAAGCAAUCUCGAUGAGCUUUUGGUAG